Messenger RNA from Gadus morhua (Atlantic cod), 5584 nucleotides. Its product is annotated as PH and SEC7 domain-containing protein 2. The record is from RefSeq and is a predicted model, not a curated record. Gene Ontology annotation, molecular function: phospholipid binding; guanyl-nucleotide exchange factor activity; protein binding. NCBI's taxonomy places the organism in Eukaryota, Metazoa, Chordata, Actinopteri, Gadiformes, Gadidae. Bases 1084 to 4230 code for a protein of 1048 amino acids. The transcript is spliced from 16 exons. Gene Ontology annotation, biological process: regulation of ARF protein signal transduction.
CAAAAAGUGCUUUGAAAAAUGUAAUGCACUCAUUGCAUAACUGUUGAUGCUAAUGACAAAAUUGAGAUGCAAUAUUGUAUAUAUUGAAAAAUCCAUAAUCCUUAAUAUAAACACGACACCCACUAUGCUCAUGUUGUUGUGAAAGUGGUCUGUGUUCAGUGGAUUCUGAGGAACAUAAAAUUAAUUAAGUUAAUUAAAGUUAAUUAAGAAAUAAAGUUAAUUGAUCAUUUUGUUCCCCAUUCUUUCCCCAACAGAGCAGUAGUACCGUUUUCAGAGCAGGGUCUAGAAUGAAAACGUUCGACCAGCCAAUGGCAGAUGACGGAACAAAAUCAGGGUUUCAUAUCAAAACACAACUGAGUCUUUUUACUCUGGCAGGUUUAAAUCCCAAAUUGUAAAAGUCAAUUUUGGAUCCUCUUUUCAGACAUGCUUGUCUCAUGGCAAACUGUUCUUCGCCUUUUGCAUGAAUAAUUACCUAGUGAGAAGUGAGCACCCACACACAGGAAAUGUGGUCAAGACCGUUAGGAAUGGUAGCUAUGAAACAUGACUAGAAUAACAAAUAUGCACAUUGAAUAUAGAAACAAGAGUGGUAUCCAACGAGGAAAUGGUUAAACUUUAAAUAGGAAGAAAGGGUUAGGGUUAGAAGGGAAGUACUCAACACAUGCUAAAUUAUGUUUCUUGAGACAUGAGGGUGGAUACUGUCCUUUGGACGUUUAUGUGUGUGGUCAUAUUUCCUCAGCUUAGUUACUGUGCCCUUGGAGCAUGAAGACCACAAGAAAGUCAGUUUAACUGUUCAGCAAGAAAACCUCUCCAAACCCCACCCUCUCAGACUAUCUCUCAAUCACCGGCUCUUUCUUGUGUUCCUUCUUGCCAUCUCACGCACACAUCGCUUGAGUGUUUUUUCGUUCAUGUCAGGAAGUACGCAUGGCGCUUUAAUAAAAACGUAAGUGCACAUCAUAUCCGCAAUGCCAAUGCAAACAGUGGGACGCUAGUCAAAGAUUCCGCUAAAGAUUGGAUACAUUUGAUUUACCGUUGCUCUCCACCGAGAGACCCUGGACGUCAAGCACCAGCCCAGCGCCCACGCCCAUGGAGCAGGCCUGCUGCCCCUCCUCUCUACCAGAUGAGGGAGAACCCCACCUCCAGAAGGAACCGGAGCCCGUAGACCCCCCUCUGCAGGUCAACGGAGCGGGGCCAAAAGAGGAGGCGGGGAUCGGGGGAUUGGUGCACGGCGGUCAUCUGGGGAAAGCGGAAGCUCAAGAGGAGGCGGAUCCAUGGGAGACGAUGGCCUGCCCGGUGUACACCAUGACCCGCACCUCGGCCGCCCUCUCCUUCGCCACCGUGCUGUGGGACAUGCCCGGGGACCGCCCGGACGCCUGCCACCCAGACCCAAUGGACGAAGAGGAGGAAGAGGAGGUGAUGGCCGGUCUGGAGGACAGUCCCACGCUUCGGCCUUCCAAAGGCGUAUGCGCCGAGCGGCGAGGGCCACCGGACAUCGCUUGGGAGCGGGACGGGUUGGACAAGUCUGUGGAGAACGGAGCAGAUAUUUCCGGGUCAUAUGACGUGGCUGGCGAGGAGCAAGAGAUGCAGGAAGUGAAACAUCCGGUGCUGCGGUCUUCAGAGUGUGUUAGCGAAGCCAUAAAGAGUCCAGAUUUAGCGAACGAGGAGAAGGAGGUAGUGCUAGGAAGACCGGCUGCUGCGACUCCUCCUGCUAAUGCCCUGCCUUUCCCUGAGGAGGUUUUCUGCUCCGGCCCUGAGGAACCAGAGCCAUCAUUCGUCUACAUGACCUCACUGGCUCCUUGCUCCCAGGUCGCGCCCCAGGAGCCCCCCAUGAGCUCUGCGGAGGGAGAGGGAGAUGGGGAUCAAUCUGAUGAAGAGCGCGACCAUCCCCAGACCGCCUGCUCUGUGUGCACUAGUCGGGGUGGCGUGGAAGCGCGUGGGGAGAAGAUGCUAGCAGACAGGGCAGGGCAAGCCAGGCAGACGCAUCCACAAGUUAUGAGUUCAGAAGCUUUUUUUUCAAGUGCGAAGCAGUGCUUGCAACGACAAGUCAUGGACGCAAAGGAGGAACUACAAGAACGGCCAGAGAUAGCGCUCACCGAUGACGACACAGAAACAAAACCAUGGCACGAGCUGUCAGAAGGGUUCUACUUACAGGGGAGCAAUUUAGGAGUGGGAACGUCUGCCUCUCUUCAGAGGGUCUUGGAGAACAGUCAAUAUCUGUUAGACCAGUCGGCUGAGCAUCUGACAUCUGAUGGAUCACGGCUGUUGAAAGCCCGACCCUCGAAGUUACCCCAACACAGAAUGGGUGAUCAGCUGGAGCACAUGGGACAACUGGCUGAGCUCGACCCGUUGGGUGAACCACAACAAGAGGAGGCGUCACCUGAGGUCACGACGGAUGAUGAGAUGGAACGUUCCGAACAAUAUCAAGAGGGAGCUGUGUUAGUAGAGUUAGGACUUGGAGUUGGAGGAGGAGGAACUGAAACCAGGGAGGAUGGAGUUAGGGAGAUGGAAAUGACCAGAGUUUUGACAAAUCCCCCGUGUCUAGAAUCUGAUUCAGAAGGUGACCAGGCUGCUGAGCCGGUCCCGAAGCCACAGAGACCGGAACACUGUGUCGCUGAAUCACAGGGGUCGCCCUUGAGGAUGGCCGUGGGGACUGAGUUUGUUUCAGUAGAGCGACCCAUGGACCAAUCACAGCAGACCCACCAGGAGGCAGAAUGUUCUUUGAGCUCCGGGGCCCCGCCCACCAACACCGAUCCACUGGAGCUGCACUUGAACGGGGGAGGUGUGGACCGGCAGAAGGCCCGGCGGCUGGCCCAGAGGCUGUACCAUCUGGAGGAGGUCCAGCGCGUGGACGUGGUCGGACACAUGGACAAAGACGAUGACUUCAGCAGGGCAGUAGGAGAGGAGUUUCUGUGCUUCUUUGACUUCAGCAGCCAGACGUUGGACAACGCCCUAAGGUCUUUCCUGAAGGAGGUGGUUCUUGUAGGGGAGAGCCAAGAGAGAGAGAGAGUUCUGCAACAUUUCUCCACUCGCUUCCAUCAAUGCAACCCUGAGGUCUCUUCCUCCCCAGGGUCAGUGCUAACCCUCACCUGCGCUAUGAUGCUCCUCAACACUGAUUUGCAUGGACAGAACGUAGGAAAAGCCAUGUCCACCUCCAGUUUUGUGUCCAACAUGGAGGGAAUGAAUGAUGGCCAGAACUUCAACAAGGACCUGCUUAAAAGCUUCUACAACUCCAUCAAGGGCGAACCACUGCAGUGGGCUCUGGAUGAAGAGGAGCUGAAGAUGCUGUCCGUGCAGCAGGGUGAGGACCUGAAUGAGGGGGGGCUGCGCUCAAAGAGCAACCCCUUCCAGGACGUCCCCCACGACAAGACGGCCCGUGUGUUCAAGCAGGGCUUCCUGCAGCGCAAAGCCCACGCCGACAUCGACGGAAAGCGCACUCCGUGGGGUAAGAGGAGCUGGAAGACGUUCUACGGCGUGCUCAAGGGACUGGUCCUCUACUUCCAGAAGGAUGACUACAGGAAGGGGAUGCAGGGGGAGGAGGAAGUGGUCAGUGUGCACCACGCGCUGGCCGAGGAGGCCGCCGACUACACCAAGAAGCCUCACGUGUUCCGCCUGCAGACGGCCGACUGGAGGGUAUUCCUGUUCCAGGCCUCGUCGAAGGCGGAGAUGAGCUCGUGGAUCUGCCGCAUCAACCUGGUGGCCGCGCUCCACUCUUCCCCUCCCUUCCCGGCCGCCGUGGGCUCCCAGAAGAGGUUCACCAGACCCAUCCUGCCCGCCUCGCAGUCUGCUCAGACCCUGGAGCGUCAGCUGCACUCCCAUGCCGGCAUGCUGGAGUCGUUUGAUAAGGACCUGAGCUUCCUGCAGGAGAGCGCCUCGGACGGCCGCAAGGCCCGGGCUCGGGACCUGGAGGAGCAGCGCCUCCGGGAGGAGUACCUGCUGCAUGAGAAAUGUCGGUACGAGGGCUACAUGGCCGUGCUGGAGGCGUGGAGAAGCUUGGACCUCCUGGACGGCGCUACUGUCGGGGACACAGAACUCAGACUUCUGGACCGAGCCAUGUUUAGAAACUUUCUAGAGGACAUCGAAGAGGAGAGUGAGGGGCUGGGAAUGAAGAAGUCUGUCUCCAGCCCCUCUCUGGAGUUUGAGAUGGUGCCCCCGCUGGUCAAAGUAAGGCGCAACGUCUCAGAAAGACGGACUUGCCGCAGGAAUUUCAUUGCUCGGCGAAACAAAGAGCUCUGAGUGACUUUAAACUAAAAGUGUUGACCGUCUUUAGUAAACUGUGUACAAGAGCCAUAGGGAUUAGGUGUUGUUGCUUUGUAGCAAUGCAUUUAGGGUACUGUAGUCUUUAGAGAUUUAGUUAGGAACUAGUCUGAUUGAGGCAUAUGGGAUUCAUCUGUCCACCGUUGUAAGUUUGACUUUGAAAUGCAAGUAUUUUAGUCAUAUUUUAUACAUUUCUUCUUGGUUUGCACUUUUACAAAAAAGAACCUCAAAAACUAGUUUUUUAUUUUAUUUUGAAUAACUCGAAAAUUGAAAUGGACCUAAAUAUUCAGUUGUGUUUACGUGGUUUCAUAAUUGUUAGUAACUAGUAACGUGUUUGACCACUAGAGGGGGCCGUAACAUAGGAAAUAUCUUGAAAUGAAGUUGACGGUACAAGGUGUGGUUGGAAUGAUAUUUACCUUUAUUUUGUUACAUUUUAAAUGGUCUUAAUUGAUUGUUGCGUUUUGAGAGCUUAUAUAUUUUUAUAUUUUUUGAGCAUCUGUUAUAAACCAGUUCCUGUUACUGUGUAGUUCAUAUUGAAGGCUUCAUAACCUUUAACCCCUCUUGUCCAAUCAUAGAAAAUAAAAACAAAUAUUACAAAUAUAUUUUUUAGAUUUAUCAUUUUAAGUCGAAAAAUAGACUGAAAUUUAGUUAACCAUAAAAUAAUCAGUAAAUAUAUUUAUAAUCUAUUUAUAGCAUAUACAUUUGUGAUCAUAUGGUUCAGUAUGACAUUCUUUUAACUAUAACCUCUCUAUGUAGGACCUCCGUUUUCAUCAUGAUUGUGUGUGUUUGUGUGUGAUCUCUGUAGUGGCACAGUCCCCAUUUUGUUCUCUUGUCAGCAUGAUGAGCAGUGGUCAGCCAGGGAUGACUGACAAUAAGAACAGGAUGUCUACCACCCCUGUAGAGAGAGAGAGAGAGAGAGAGAGAGACACACACACACACACACACACACACACACACACACACACACACACACAGAUUCCAUGUUAAUGUCCCCGUCCAGCAUUAAACGCAGGAAUGUGGUUGGACAAUAGGAAACGCAAGGCAGAGCAUACACAAUACAGACGCACCGUCCCGCUGUAAGCUCCAUAGUGCCCUAGUGCCCAGAGCAACACAUCGAAACAAGCCCUCCUUCAGAGUAGGUACUGUCAGACUAGUCCUCCUCAUAAAUAUGUCCUAAAUAUACUGUUUACAAAAGCAGUGGUAGCCUAUAGGGCUUGUUCAUCAGAAUGCAUCGUGGGAUUUUUGGUUUGGCGAUACUCCACCAUUUUGAGAGGACUCGAGAGUUGUGAAGGACUGUAAAAUAUUAAAUCAAGGUAAAUAUACCAAAACCUAG